Labeo rohita (rohu) is the source of this 2175-nucleotide messenger RNA. It is a transcript of the gene notum1b, whose product is annotated as notum, palmitoleoyl-protein carboxylesterase b. The record is from RefSeq and is a predicted model, not a curated record. Lineage: Eukaryota; Metazoa; Chordata; Actinopteri; Cypriniformes; Cyprinidae. Bases 119 to 1672 code for a protein of 517 amino acids. The transcript is spliced from 10 exons. Gene Ontology annotation, molecular function: hydrolase activity.
GUGAUCCGAGCGCAGGAGGAGGACAGACUGUUUGGCUUCAGGAUGAGAGGAUCCAGUGCGUUUCCAUGAACCUCAGCUGGAGGAAAAACCCGUGUGGAUUUACAGGCGGAUCAGGGCCAUGGAGAUGAUCCAAAUUCUGCUGGUUCUGCUGCUGUUGGGGUCGGCGGAAGGCAGGAGGGUUCGGGGUCAGCGGACUCAAACGCGGCGGACGGAGUCGCCCGAGAGCUUCCCUCUGGAUUUCACAGCUGUGGAGGGAAACAUGGAGAGCUUUAUGACUCAGGUGAAGAACUUGGCUCAAUCCCUCUAUCCCUGCUCCACUCAGAAACUGGACCAGGAGAUGAAGCUGCAGUUCCUGAGGAACUCGUCGGUCACCUGUAAUGACGGUUCACCUGCGGGUUACUACAUAAAGGAGUCACGAGGCAGCCGGCGAUGGCUGAUGUUCCUGGAGGGUGGCUGGUACUGCUUCAGCAAACACACCUGCGACAGCAGAUACGAGACCAUGAGGCGACUCAUGAGUUCCAGCAAAUGGCCUCCCACCAGGACAGGAACAGGAAUCCUGUCGUCUCAACCUGAGGAGAAUCCACACUGGUGGAACGCAAACACAGUGUUUGUGCCGUACUGCUCCAGUGACGUCUGGAGCGGCUCCACAGCAAAGACAGACCAGAGUAAAACACACACACACACACACACACACACAAGCAUACAUUCACACACAUUUCUAUCAAUCGCAUUCAUUUGUGUGUGUGUAACACGUGUGUUUCUGUGUUCAGAUGAUUAUGCGUUCAUGGGAUCUCAGAUCAUUCAGGAGGUCAUCAAGGAGCUGGUGACUAAAGGACUGGACGGCGCUAAAGUGCUGCUGCUGGCCGGGAGCAGUGCCGGCGGUACCGGUGUCCUGCUGAAUGUGGACCGCGUGUCGGAGCUGCUGAAGGAUCUGGGUCUCGGUUCGGUUCAGGUUCGGGGUCUGGCGGACUCCGGCUGGUUUCUGGAUAAUAAACAGUACCGCUGCACCGACUGCGUCGACACGAUCAGCUGCGCUCCGACAGAGGCCAUCAAGAGAGGAGUGCGGUACUGGAACAGCGUGGUCCCGGAGCGCUGCAGUCGCGCGUAUAACGGCGAGGACUGGAACUGUUUCUUUGGCUAUAAGGUUCAGCCCACACUCAAGAGGCCGGUGUUUGUGGUUCAGUGGUUGUUUGACGAGGCUCAGCUGACGGUUGAUAACGUCCAUCUGACGGGUCAGCCGGUGCAGGAGGGCCAGUGGAGAUACAUCCAGAACCUGGGGAGCGAACUCAGAAACACCCUCAAAAACGUCCCGGCCAUGUUUGCUCCCGCCUGUUUGUCUCAUGAGAUCAUCACAAGAAGUUACUGGAUGGACAUCCACGUCAAAGGCACGUCCCUUCCUCGAGCGCUCCAGUGCUGGGACCGCAGCCUCCGUCACCACGCCAACGGCAGCAGCGUUCAGGCUCCGCCCCGGGGGUGUCCUCUACACUUGAUUGACAGCUGCCCGUGGCCCCACUGCAACCCCACGUGUCCCACAAUCAGAGACCAGCUGACGGGGCAAGAGAUGAGCGUCAUCCAGUUCCUCACGCACCUGGGCUUCGACGUGCAGCGCAUGGCACAGCAGCAGGGCAUGGAGCCCAACAAACUACUGGGCAUGCUCAGUAACGGCACCUGACGCACGCCUGCCUAUUCAGCACACUGCGUUCGCAUCGGCUCCGUCCCAAAUGGAGCAUCUGAUGUGGAUUUAAUGACACGAUCAGUGAGGGCGGCCUUUACUAUAAUGCCACAAAUGAAGAUUCAGCGAAGCUAAAAUGAAUCCCAGAUCUAUACGUACUGACACAACUUUUCCACUGAGGGACAAUAUUUGCCCUCUCAACUGGGGCAUUUUUACCUUUAUAAGGGCUACUUUUAUAACCUCUUUAAAUGUAUGUGUUCACUUUUGUGCAUUUAUGCAUUUAGCAGAUGUUUUGCUAAGCAGUUGUAUGCUAGCAGUACAUGGUUUCGAAUACAGCAACUUGAGUCACUGAAUAAUUCACUCAACAGUUAAAAACGGCUGAUUUGUUCAGGAAUGGAGCAACUGACUGUCUUUAUGAAUGAGUCAUUGAAUCAUUGACUCCACCGAUUCAUUCAAAACGGCUGGUUCAUUCAGGAACGAAGCAUUCAUAGUCUUUUUGAAUG